Messenger RNA from Carlito syrichta (Philippine tarsier), 1228 nucleotides. Its product is annotated as SH3 and multiple ankyrin repeat domains protein 1-like. Bases 1 to 1098 code for a protein of 365 amino acids. Gene Ontology annotation, cellular component: postsynaptic density; postsynaptic membrane; dendritic spine. Lineage: Eukaryota; Metazoa; Chordata; Mammalia; Primates; Tarsiidae. The transcript is spliced from 8 exons. Gene Ontology annotation, molecular function: synaptic receptor adaptor activity; ionotropic glutamate receptor binding. The record is from RefSeq and is a predicted model, not a curated record.
AUGACCCACAGCCCCGCCACAAGCGAGGACGAGGAACGCCACAGUGCCAGCGAGUGUCCCGAGGGGGGCUCAGAGUCCGACAGCUCCCCAGACGGGCCAGGGCGAGGCCCCCGGGGGACCCGGGACCGGGGCAGUGGGGCACCUGGUAGCCUGGCCUCUGUUCGAGGCCUCCAGGGCCGCUCCAUGUCCGUCCCCGACGACGCCCACUUCAGCAUGAUGGUCUUCAGGAUUGGAAUCCCGGACCUGCACCAGACGAAAUGCCUGCGCUUCAACCCCGAUGCCACUAUCUGGACGGCCAAGCAGCAAGUGCUCUGUGCCCUGAGUGAGAGUCUUCAGGACGUGCUCAACUAUGGCCUGUUCCAGCCGGCCACCUCGGGCCGCGACGCCAACUUCCUGGAGGAGGAGAGGCUGCUUCGAGAGUACCCCCAGUCCUUCGAGAAGGGGGUGCCCUACCUGGAGUUCCGAUACAAGACCCGAGUUUACAAACAGACCAACCUGGAUGAGAAGCAGUUGGCCAAGUUGCACACCAAGACGGGGUUGAAGAAGUUUCUAGAAUACGUGCAGCUCGGGACGUCCGACAAGGUGGCGAGGUUGCUGGACAAGGGGCUGGACCCCAAUUAUCAUGACUCGGAUUCAGGAGAAACCCCCCUAACACUGGCGGCCCAGACCGAAGGCUCUGUCGAGGUGAUUCGAACCCUGUGCCUGGGCGGGGCCCACAUCGACUUCCGGGCCCGGGACGGCAUGACCGCCCUGCACAAGGCCGCGUGUGCUCGGCACUGUCUCGCGCUCACGGCCCUCCUGGACCUCGGGGGCUCCCCCAACUACAAGGACCGCCGGGGGCUGACCCCUCUGUUUCACACGGCGAUGGUGGGCGGCGACCCCCGCUGCUGCGAGCUUCUCCUCUACAACAGGGCCCAGCUGGGCAUCGCCGAUGAGAACGGCUGGCAGGAGAUUCAUCAGGCCUGCCAGCGGGGUCACUCCCAGCACCUGGAACACCUGCUUUUCUACGGGGCUGAGCCUGGAGCCCAGAACGCCUCGGGGAACACGGCCCUGCAUAUCUGCGCCCUCUACAACAAGGUCUCUAACCCCUGGCGGUGAAAAUCAGGUCCAUGUCCAGGCUGUGAACUCCUCGAGGGUAGGGGCUGAGUCUGAGACCCCAGCACACAGCAGGCCUCCACACAUCUUUGUUGAAUGAGCAAAUGAAUGAGUGAAUGAAUGAUGGGUCAGC